AUGGUAACUUUCUUCACACCCACAACCUCCACUGCUCUCCAUGACCUCACUGCUUCUCCACAAUUGAACCUCACUUGUCCUCUACUGAACCUCCAUUGCUACUAUUACUCUUCCUUGGCGUCAAGAUCACUACUAGCAACAACCACGAGAUUUACAGAUCAUCUCUACAGAACUUUGAGUCGGAAAGGGAUUCGUACCUUUAGGGAUGAUGAAGAGCUUCCAAGAGGAGAAGAGAUUGCAGCAGAACUUUUAAAAGCUAUUGAAGAGUCAAGGAUUUGCCUCAUAAUUCUGUCCGAAAACUAUGCCCGUUCUAGGUGGUGUUUGGAAGAACUGACGAAGAUCAUGGAUUGCAGGGAGCAAACGGGAAAAUUAGUUCUUCCGAUUUUCUGCCACGUGGAACCAUUGCAUGUGCGAGGACAGAUUCAGAGUUUUGGAGAAGCUUUAGCCGAUCAUGAAAGAAACGUAGGCCAUGAGGAGGGAAGGAGGAAGAUAGAGAAGUGGAGGGCAGCGUUGACCAUGGUGGCGGGUAUCACCGGAUGGUGGUUAAAGAAUCGGUAA
Vitis vinifera (wine grape) is the source of this 558-nucleotide messenger RNA. RefSeq names its product disease resistance protein RPV1-like. The transcript has 2 exons. Gene Ontology annotation, biological process: signal transduction. Lineage: Eukaryota; Viridiplantae; Streptophyta; Magnoliopsida; Vitales; Vitaceae. The record is from RefSeq and is a predicted model, not a curated record. The coding region runs from base 1 to 558 and encodes 185 amino acids.